AAGGAAUAACAUGAACUCUCACACAUGCAUAUAUGUAUAUAUGAAAAAUAGAGAACAGCAUCAAAGACAUGAUCACAGAGAGUACAUCAAAGUGAAGACAUUAAGAUUUGAUAAUGUAUAUUGAACACCAAUAUUGAUAAUAUAUAGAAAACCCUGUCAGUGCAUUUAUUUGAAUAAGUUAAACAUGGGUUCCUAAAAGCUGCACCGCCCACAUGGUGCUGGUGGUUGUGAUUCUAUGGUAACGGAAUUACGACGACGGGAAAAUCUGGCCAUAUUUUAGCUCCCCAUUAAAAAUGUGCUCCGAUUGUAAUUCCGUUACCAUAGAAUCGCCCAACUGUGUUUUGGUUGUUGAAAUUUGGAGCCCCGGAGCUGCACGUGAACGCAGCACGACAAGUGUGAAAGGAGCGCCGCAGACAGACUGAAAAACAGACUGUAGCGAAGGAUGGAAACAAGUCACAGAUGGCUGAACAGGAACUCACACCGCAGAUUUUCCACGUUGUUCAACUCAGGAAUGGAUCAGUUGCUACUGCCAUCACUCAUCCUUCUUCUGGAGAGGAGUCUUUAACUAGGAGCAGUGGAAUAAUUCCUGGUGGAAUUGCAGCUGCAGUUUUCAUUGUUUGUUUACUGGCUCUGUACGGCGUCCUUUGGAAGUGCAUGGCGUCACCGCCAAAACGAAAGAAAAGGAAAGUGAAAGUACGAGUGCAGCAGAGGAUUCCUUUGUGACAACUGUUCUUUGGAUGGAAACUAUCUCCUUUUGCCUUGGACCUAAAAAUCUGAAAGAAAGCACUUUGCUCCUCAUCAGAAAAUGGCACCAGAUUGACAGUAUUCCACUGGAGACUAUCCUGAGUUCACAGCAGAGGGAACCCCUUCACCUUUUAGGCCAGUGUGGCCUUGAGCGGUCAAAUCAAGUCUGUGGCUGACC
Molecule: messenger RNA, 922 nt
Organism: Thalassophryne amazonica
Lineage: Eukaryota; Metazoa; Chordata; Actinopteri; Batrachoidiformes; Batrachoididae
Exons: 5
Coding region: 460-723 (87 amino acids)
Source: RefSeq, a predicted model, not a curated record